This is a messenger RNA of Lolium perenne, 1359 nucleotides long. Its product is annotated as protein FAR1-RELATED SEQUENCE 5-like. The record is from RefSeq and is a predicted model, not a curated record. Gene Ontology annotation, biological process: regulation of DNA-templated transcription. NCBI's taxonomy places the organism in Eukaryota, Viridiplantae, Streptophyta, Magnoliopsida, Poales, Poaceae. Gene Ontology annotation, molecular function: zinc ion binding.
AUGGAUGGUUUGCACCCUCUGAACAUCAUUACUGACCAGGAUGUAGCUAUGAGGACUGCAAUUGAAAUGGUGUUCCCUGACACCAUUCACCGGAACUGCAGAUGGCAUAUCAUGAAGAAGGUUCAGGAAAAAAUUGGUCCUAUGGCAGCCAAAAGAGAAGACUUGAGAAGAGAUUUCAAUGAUGUUAUUGACUAUAGUGUUACUGAAGAAGAAUUUGAAACUAGAUGGGCUGAGAUGAUCCAAAAACAUGAUGUUGUUGAUAAUGAUCAUUUCAAGGACAUCUAUGAUCUAAGGAAAUGUUUUGUUCCUGCUUAUUUCAUGAAGCGCUUUUUCCCAUUCUUGCAAACAACAUCUCGCAGUGAAGGGUUUAAUGCUGUUUUGAAGCAGUACAUAAGCCCACGCGAAAGCCUACUUAAUUUCUUCAAGCAGUAUAUGAAAUUACAAGAGAAGAUUGAUUCUGCUGAGGAUGGGCAUGAUUUCAUGGGAAUGGACAAAGUUGUCAGGUUGUGGGGAGAUUUUCCAAUGGAGGAUCAAAUUUUGCAGACCUACACUCUACCCAUCUACAACAUUUUCCAGCUGGAGUUGCGGAAGAUACCAUCCUACAAUGCUAGGGACUGUGGUGGUGGUGUGUUUGAGGUUUUCCCAGUGCAAGGUACUGUAUAUGGUUAUGGCAGAAGAACCUAUGUGGUUGACGUUGAUCUUGAAAAUCUCAUGUACAACUGCCAGUGCUGCAAGUUUUACAAGGAUGGAAUUCUUUGUUGCCACAUUAUGAAAGUAAUGUCUUACAUUGGUGAAGUGCGAGAGAUACCUGAGCACUACAUUCUACCUAGGUGGUCCCUACCCCCUCCUGAUAUUGUUCCAUCCGUUGUCGAGCCAUUACAGAGAAAAACAGAGAAAAUGUCUAGAAAAGACAUGAGGUUACUACGGUAUGGAAAUCUUUGCAAUGAUUUUUCAAAACUCGCGGUUGGAUUGGCAGUUUCUGAGAAAACAAAAGAAAUAGCAGACAAGCACAUGAUUGCAAUGAGCAAAGAACUAGCUGCUUUGAAGAAAGCUAAUGCAGAUGCACUGAAGAGGAGGAAAAACAAGUCAGUUGCAACUGAAGAUAUUUCAGAUUCUUCUCCCUUUGAGGGAAGAAUGGAUGAAGAUGUUUCUCAAUCUAGAAACAAGAAAGCAAAAGACCCCCCUAUUACUGCAGCUAAAGAAAGACCAUGCAGUAAAAGGAAGAAAGGUGGACUCCAGCUAAAGAAGCCUAACCCAACUACUUGUAGUGUUUGUGGUGAAAUAGAUCAUGACGCAAGGAAUUGUCCAGUAAGAUUGGCAAAUCCAGAGAAAUUCCCUUUUCAUCAAUUUUUCCAGUGA